AUGCUGACUGAUUCGUCUGCCAUUUCAUAUCGGAGGGCACUUAGAGUGAAAAUGUUUCGAUUACUCUUUGUGUUGGCUCUUGCCUUUUUAUUGAGUUCCUUCGCAAAUUCACAGAACAAAUCUGCGAACCAGGUAACCAAAUUGUAGUCUAAUCGGAAUUAGAGUGAGAGUGAGAAUUUUUGUGUUUUGCUCGAGCGUGUAAUUUCCCAAUCAACCCCUUUGAUUUCAUAACUUAUGGUUACGCUUUUCGUUUUUAUCUAAAAACUUUUAACAGAGUCAUGGAACAGCAACAAAAUCAAACUGCUGUGCCUCACAAGCUGGAUACUGUAAAGUUGGUGGGUAAAUAAUAAAAAUACUUCAGUACUUGUUACGAGCAUGUAGUUAUUUGCAUUUGCUCUAUGGGCGAGAAAGAAAGAAAUUCGAGUUUCUUUACUGAUGUUUGGUUUCUGUUGAUUUCUGGAAAGGAAAAGACGGAAAAGAUGGACAAAACGGUGAGUGUGCGAAAGUUACUUUAUGGUUCAUUCAUACAGUAAUUGACUUAAAAAUGAAUAACUUUUCACGAUAAAAAUAAACUAUUUAUUUACCUACCUAACAUGAGAAAAUUGAUUUGCUUUUUAUGCAGGAAAAGAUGGACGCGAUGGAAUAAACGGUGAUGUUAGUUAUUUAUUCAAAGUGAAUUUUUUAUUUAGAUUGGAAAUAUUUUCAGCGUGAUUCCUUCAUAAACAAAAGUGGUUGGGACGGUUAUUCUUGAUAUUCGGGGAGGGGGAUGGUGGAGGACUUUAGGGAGAUCACAUGGUUUGAAGGGGGUACAGAUGGGGGAUCAGUCAUCGCUAACAGAAUAUCAAGGGGGGACUAUAGCAAAAUGACUGUCAAUUAGUUGCCAAGGGGGGGUAGGGGUGGGGAAUCACAAGAAUAUUACAUAGCCUUUGGGGAGGAUCAGGUAAAUUUCAUCGUGACACUACCAAACUCCUCGGGCUGACUCACUGACUGGUCCCCUAUGAGAAUUCAACGAAGACAAAAAAAAACGAAAACCUAGUAACGUGAUGAUUAUAGUAAAUGUUAGAAACUAAAAAGUUGCACUUGUGUAAAGUUAAUAUUCCAACGAGUUUAAAUGACUGAAAAUUACUGUGUAUAGUACAUUUCUUGGGAAACGAAGGUGUAACAUGUGAAACCUUUUACAAAGUUGAAACAAAAGAAGUAUUAUGUAAAAGAUAAAAGGUGACUUUUGUUGCUGUUUUCAUUUAUCUGUGUUUUCACAUUUUGUACUGAUCGCCAAUAUUUUCAAUAUAGGACGAGAUGGACGCGAUGGGACAUUUGGAGCAAAGGUUAUGUAUUUUUAAAACGAUGAUGUAACCGUUGUUUAAAAAAAAAAUGACAUUGAAACGGACCUGAGAAUACAGAUGUGUUGAACAGUAUAUGACGUACCUCUCCUUGUUAGUCGUGUACUCAUAAGUACAUUAAUCAAACUGUUGUCAUGGUUAUCGAGAUUAUUUUGAUCCAUUUUAAAUUAUCCAGGGAGAGAAAGGUGAACCAGGCAUGCAUGGUGUGAAUGUAAAUGCUAGCAUCAAGGUUGGUAAAAUUUAUAUUCAGCAUAUCUAAUUUAAAGAUAUGAUAAUCUUUAUACUUUUAAAUGCAAAAGUUGAGUGAUUUUCUGGCUGAUUUUUUUGGCUUUGAUCUGAUUGACACUUCAACUGUUACCAAUUAUUUAGUUGGAAUAUUUGAAUUGUGAUUACUGUAGGUAUCCCAGCCAAGAAGAUUCAGUUAUACCAUUAGGUUUUGGCAAGGGAGAACAAUUUAUCAUUCCGAAAUAUAAGAGUUCUCUUGCUUCUUAAUUUUCUCGUAUUAGAAAUUUAUCUGAAUUUGACACUGUCACUGUCCUAAACUAGGACCUGCAAAAAAAAAAAAAAAAAGCUACCAUAAUAGUAGGACUAAGAACCCCUUUUAGGACCUGGUAGGGACUGGUAAUUAUUAACAGAGAGGGGUGGGGAGGGGGGAGGACAACGGCUUCUUUCUAAAGAAAGUUAUGAGGUGUAUGAAGCUGUGUAUUUAAGCUGUGUUUCGUCCAACACAGCUUAAAAGAUAAACCUAAAGAACAUUAACUUCUCAAAGUUGUUUAAAGACGGAUAGCGAAACAAGUUCUUCCCUUCAAGUCCGUGUCAUACAACCUUUUGAUAAGCUCGAUUUUUCAUCGAGGGCGAGAAAGGAUCUGUUGGACAGAAAGGAUCACGAGGACAAAAGGGACAGAAAGGAUUGCCGGGAACAUGUGAUGACCUGGUAUGGAAGAUAUAAUGGAUAGAAAUCAUCACUUUAAAGCGUAACAUUCCUUGUGUACUUCUAAAGUAAUGACACAUUAUAACAAGUAAUUUGCUACUUUUUCUUUCAUUAUUGUUAUUAUUUUGGCAGUUAUUGUGUGAUGUUCUUUGACAUGUAGAAGCAUAAAACAAUGAUGAAUGAUAACGAGGUUUUCAAUAAUUUUUUACAGAGCUCCUCGUCAUCUUCCGGGAAAAGGUGUUGUAAGGAUGGUAGGAAUAAUUUUUCACUUGUUUUUAUGGCUACUGUCUCCUAUAGAAGACGAGGUCACAUAUGUCAUCAAAAUGAGUGAGUGAGGGAGUAAGUGAUCAUGAGUGAUAGUAACAAUAGAAUUCCUAUCUUUAUACAAUUCUUACUCGAUGUUCACCGUGCUACGGAACACUAUAGAAGACGAUAAACAUCUCCCAAUAAUUUCCGGAUGGCGCAUGAAAAAACAAAGCUUUUUUUUUUUAAGAAACAUCGCAUAAGGUGUGAUCGGCGCAUCAUGAAGAACCCAGAGGAAAACUUUUUUCUUUGAAGGGGGAGUACCUUGCCGUUUGAAUACCUUCACUAUUGUUAUCAUUAUUAUUAUUACUAUUAUUAUUAUUAUUAUUAUGAUGGUAUGAUUAUUUGGCACCAAUUUAUCAUUGGUUAUAAUAAUCAUCAACUUUAUUUUUCGAGGGUGGCACUUGACAGUAUAAAAUACUGAUAAACUCGUGGUUAAGUAUCAAUUAGUCACUAUAUUCUUGAAUCAUCUUUCUCUUGUGUUACAGGAUAUUCAUAAAUGUGAGAUGCGGCAGGUUUUCUGGUUUGUAUAUGAGACAAAUCUUGUACGACACUACCUUUCAUCAUCAUUAUACAAUCUCCACAUCUUUUCAGCACUAUAAAAAUUGUGAUAUAUCAGUAGCCCCUGCAUUCCUAAACUACUUACUUCUUUGAUGAUUGCCGUUUAAGAGCAUAGUAAAACGCCCCUUGCAAUUUCAAUGCAAGCUCAAGGCAUAGUUCGCUGGAAUAAAUUUUUACUUGAUUUUUAAAUGAUAAAUAUUUUUAAGUGCACAGGAAAACACCCCUAGAUCAAGGCACAAACUACGUUGUAUAGAAGAAUACUCCAAUUUGGAAAGAUGAAACGCCAAAUUUGGUUUAUAACUUUGAUAGCAGUGUGAUAAGGUUGAAAGCCUAUGAAACGGUUCUAUUAUUUCGAGAGCUUUUUCAGUGAAAUAAAGGUUAAUUGAACAAAUUAUGCUGAAAAAACUUAUCACUAUUUAGAAGGCAAAAACUAUGUUUAAUUGAAGAAUACUUCAAUUUGGAUGGAUAAAACGCCAAAUUGGUCUACCACUGCGAUAGCGACGUGAUAAUCUGUUCGAAAAGUUUCUGAUGGUUGCAAGCCUACGAAACAGUUCUAAUAUUUCAAGAGCUUUUUCAGCGAAAUAAAGGUCAGUUGAAGAAAUCAUACUGAAGAGACUUAUUUCCGUUUAAGAGCAAAACCAAAGACGGCAAUAUCGAGCCGUGUACAUCAGACACUAGCUUAAUUUUUGUUCGUGGUAUACUAUUUCUGUUUAAUCAAAUUUUUUUGUAUUGCCUCUGCUUCAAUUAAAGCUUUUAGGGAAUUCUCAUUAUAAUUUACAAAAAGUGAUAAAAAAUACCUUCCAAAACGUACGAAUAAUCAAAUGGAAGCUGAAAUAUUAAUCGCGGACAGGAAACAGAAUAAGUCUCGAGUGGACAUUUAUUCUUUGUAAGUGGCUUUUGUUUCAAUGUAAAUAAGAUUUUCUACAAACUUCUGAGUGAAGGUCCUCUUUGAUACUUCAGUUUUAUAUAGUUAACGGCACAAUAGAUGAUAGAGUUUGGACCAAUCAGAGCACCCGUUGUAUGUCAGUUAUGUCAAGAUCGGCCAAUCCCUCUGUUUGCAGAAAUGAACUUAUUAAACACAGAUUUCGCACUAAUCCGAGAUGCUCAGCCCCCCUACAUUUCCUGAAGCAAAUGUUAACAUAUUGAGCAUACAAUCGGGCGACGGAGGGGAAAGGGGAAGUGGUAAAAUUAGUCCGGUACGUGGAUUUUUCUGAAGCCAACAUCAACUUGAACAAAACCUGGGAAAUAACACCUUGCACAAUGCAAUGAGUUCGACCUUUUGAGACACUAUUAGCCAAUUAAAAGAGGCUUGACGCAUUAAACCCUUGAACUUGAACCCUUAAUCGCAUGAUCUUUUGAAAAUGGCGUUAAAAAAUGACCAAUUAUUUAUUGAAGUUUUAAUAAUCAUAUAUUCAUUUUUAUGACACUAACUAGCGAGAAUACGGACUUUUAGAAACACUCUUAAUUUGAGCCUAAUGUGCCUGCAGCUAAAAGACGGGUUCGGCAACCCUCAUAGUUUAUCAUUGUAUUGCAAUAAGUACAGUUUAUCGAUAUUCAUCCUUCUCAAAAAAUCUUUACAUGCGAUUCUAUUCAAAUCGUUCUAUUCCCUAUUUAACCUUGAAUAAAAAUGUAUGUUCUGAUAUGCUGAUUGAAAUUCAGUGAUAUAGAACUUAGUGUUUUACAGAAUGGAAUGUUGCUUUGGUAACAGUUUUUGUAGAAAGAAUUGUUGAAUAACAGUUUCGCAUGUUUCGCGAAUAAACAGAAACAAAGAAUGAGAGGUAAACUCUGUUAAUCAUUUGUUUUGUUUUUAUCAAAGAAUGUUCCACUGGUUUCCACUUCUUUGAGAAAGUUCAAGACUUACCAACCAGAGGAGCUACAGCUGUUCAACAUUUUAUCAUUAACGGAAGUCUGUUCCUCACCAUUGGGAACAAUCGUGGAGAUAUUCAAAACCACAAGACAAGCUCCGUGGUUUACAAGAUGGAUGAACCGACUGAAAAGUUCACAUUCUACCAGACCCUGCCAACUAGAGGUGUAUUUGGCCUUGAGUACGCUUCUAUCUCUGAUAAACAUUUCGUAGCUGUGGCCUAUCAUUGGGAUGGUACGUACCAACUUGACUCUGUAGUCUACCAAUGGAAUGGACAGCGGUUUGUGGUAUUUCAGAAAUUACCAACAAAAGGAGCUACACACUUCAAGUUCUUCACAUUAAAUAGAGACAAAUAUCUCACAGUGGCAAACCAUCAUGAUGGAAGAACCCACUCAACAAAAUCAGUCAUCUACAAAUGGAAUGGCCUCAAGUUCAACAAGUUCCAGGAGAUAGCAACUGAAGGUGCCAUGGGAUGUACGGCAUUUGAAAUAAACAAUGUCACUUACAUCGCUUUCGCCAACUUUUACAACUCUCAACACAAGUAUUCUGUUCAGUCCACUGUCUUUAAAUGGUCAGGAAGACACUUUGCCAAACUACAGUCUCUUCAAACUUAUGCUGCACAUGACGUGAAGUCUGUAAAUAUCAAUGGUCACACAUUCCUCGCUUUUGCCUGCCACUACUCUGGAAGUUCCCACAACACUGACUCGUUUAUUUAUAUAUGGGAUGGUACCAAGUUCGUUCUUUUCCAAUCCAUCCCUACUCGUGGAGCCAUUGCAUGGUAUCCAUUCGCGAUCAGCGGUCAUACUUACUUAGGCAUGGCUAAUUACUACGACAGCAGCGUGAAACAUAACACUCUGUCAGUUGUGUACCAGGCCUCUGGAGCACAGUUUAUUAAGUAUCAAGAGAUUUCCACCCAUGGAGCGUUUGAUAUGACAUCAUUUGAGUACAAAGGUUACACCUAUCUGGCAGUAGCAAAUCACUACAAUCAGAAAUACAACAUAAACAGCGCUUUGUACAAGUGGGUGUAG
Messenger RNA from Pocillopora meandrina, 6027 nucleotides. Lineage: Eukaryota; Metazoa; Cnidaria; Anthozoa; Scleractinia; Pocilloporidae. The record is from the annotation of a GenBank genome assembly.